AUUUCCCAAAAAAUAGGUAGGGAGGGAGAAUGGAGACGACCACCGAGCUCCCAUGGGACCUAAUCGUGCAGAUCCUUUGCCGAUUACCUCCGAAAGAUCUGCUGCGCUACAUGUGCGUAUCCAAGUCAUGGUGCUCCCUUAUCAACGGCCCUGAUUUCAUCAAUCUACACCUCAAGCACACUCCGGAAUUUCCUUCCCAAUUCGGGUUCGUGUUCGGAGACAACAAAGAUCUCUACUGGACUGCCUCGAACGACCUCGACUCUUUCGUUCGACUCACUUGCCCAAUAGACUUAGGAACUGGGGUCAGCGUUCUCGGAAGCUGCAAUGGAUUGCUUGCUGUUAUGAACCGCAAUUCGGAUAUGGCGAUUUGGAACCCUUUCAGUCGAAGGUACAUCAAUUUACCUGUCUCUGAUCAUUUCCAGUCUAUUCCCGAGCAUGAAAUCCAUGUUUUUCUCGCCGGAUUUGGACACGACCCGGUCACUGACGACUAUAAGUUGAUCAUAUUAAUCGACCCUAAUGAGCGUUUAACUGAUACUAUUCACGGUGAGGUCAAGCUUUAUAGUGUAAACGACAAAUCGUGGAAAAAAAAUUGAUGAUUUCCCAAAACACUUUGAUUACAAUCGUUUCAAUGGUGUCCUUUGUGGCAAUGCUUUGCACUGGCUGGUAAGUUCCAGGCGUGAUGAUUCUUGGUUGAUUUUGGCCUUUGAUCUUGUUACUGAAUUUGCCCGGGAGAUUCAGCUUCCUGAAAACCAUUGUACUCCUCUGCAGCUUGUGAAUCUAGAAGGUUCACUUUGUGCUUUAAUCUUAAAUGUUAGAAUUUCAUGUUUUGAGGUGUGGGAGAUGAAGGAAUAUGGGGUCAAGGAAUCUUGGGCUAUAUUGUCUCCUCUUCCACCCCCCUUGUACGAAUUCCCGUUUUUCAAGAAUGGUUAUCAUGUCUUGUUUCAUAGCUGUAAAAACCUAUUCCUCUAUGAUAUCAAAACAGAGGUUUUUUACCUAAGGGAGACCGCAGGUUCAGAUUUUCCCAGAAUUUGUCAUGCCCUUGUUUGUGUUAAGAGCCUGGUGGGACUUCAAUUUAGAGAAAGUACUUCAAAUGGGAAGGAGCACGCUGCUACACAGUGAGAUGAUUUCCUAUCCAAGGGAUAAAAAGAGAUGAUUUCCUAUCGAAGGGAUUUAAAUUGGGUUUAUAAAGUGAAGCAAGGCAACAAAAGCUCCCAUUUUGGUUACAGGAAUAGAGCUGAGUAUUCUGGGAUAUUCAAACAUGGAUCAAAUGAAUCAUGAUGAAAUUCGAACAUUUUGCUACUGAUAGUGAUUUGUUUUGACAUUAGUUAUAGUUUAUGUUCCCCUGAUGACUCUUGUCUGUCGCUGUUUGCAUAAGUUUGUUGUCAAGAUUUUGUGGGAGUAGAAAUGCUUUUGAAAAACAAAGGAGAAGUGGAGAACUUGAAGUUGCACUCUAUUUUUGGGUGACAACUGACAAGUAGUAUUUGACUUUUACCAUAUUUUCAAAAUCAUUAAUGUAUUUAUUUCAAGUAAUUAUAAAAUCGUUUGAAUUUGCAUUUCAUUUUUUCACAAGUUUUGGAUUAAUGUGGUACACACAUUAAUGUUUGGGAAAUUCUAUGUGGCCCUAAUUAAAAUUAAUUAAUUAUAUAUAAAUUUGGAUAAUAUAAGGUGAAUGAAGUACUCUGUAUAUGUGUAGUUUAGUUUGCAGGAGGUCCUUUUGAUCUGGUUAGAGGAACAAGAUAGUUGGCUUGGGUGGGGUAAAUAUGGAUAGGAGAUGGUGAUCAGAAUGAGUACGCAGGUAUGGAGCAGAUUUUUUUUUAGUGCAAAUCAAAGACAACAGGGAUAUAAUAGACAAAUUGUUUACAUUUAAUUAAUUAAUUUUAAUUAGGGCUGUGCUUGGUAAAAUUGGGGUUGCAUUUAGGGUGCGAUGUUUUUAAUAUGGGUUGCAAGAUCCAAUAUCCUUUAAAAUAUCAGAUACGUAGUCAAAUUUUCCAAAAAAUAAUACCUAAAUUCAUUGUGAAAGAUGGAUGAUGACAAUGGCGACUGCUAACUUCUCCAGACCGACUACUGCGAGGAUUUGUAUAGAGCUUGAUGUGUCCAAAAAAUUGCCCCAAAAAUUUGGAUUGACAAUUGCGAUUUAGGCUUUUUUCAGUCAGUUCAUUAUGAAAAAAUGCCAACUUUUUGCAAUCUGUGCUCCCGGUUUGACCACUACGACACAAAUUGCCCCCGGGCAAUGUAAAACAUGGAACCAACACCAAUGAUGCAGCAGCUUGCUGAGGUUAAGUGUACUAAGGUUAAAACUAAUACUGCUCCUGCUAAGAUAUCUGCUGCCAAUGUUGAUGAUUUGUUUACCAAGUGUGUUAAUACUUCCAUUAAUUGUGAUCCAGUUGUUGCUGGUAUCAGUGAUACUACCGCUGCUACUUUGGUUAUUGCUGAUGCUUAUGUUCCCGUUGUUACUUAUAUCUCUGAUGAUUCUGUUCCUCUGAUAGUUUCCGAUGCUUGUGCUACAGCUUCUGUUGCUUGUGCCUAUGUAGAUGCUGCUGGUGUCGCUGGUAGCCCAGCCAGUGGCGCCCCAUCUGCAAAUUUGGAUGCCUUGAAUUUGGUUGCAAGUGCCCGAGUUGAAGCUCAGGUUGCUGGUGUUACUGGUAGCAAAACCAGUGUUGCCCGAUCUGUUUUUUUAGAUGCCUUGAAUGCCAAUGCUGAUAUCUCUUUGCUUGCUAGUGGUCCUGUGGAAGCUGAUGUUGCUGGUGGCACUGGUAGCACAACCAGUGUUGCCCCAUCUGCUUUUCCUGAUGCCCUCAAUGCAAAUGUUGAAUUGUUUGCAAACAGCCCUGUGAAAGCUGAUGUUGCUGGUGACACUGGUACCACAACCAGUGCUGCCCCAUCUGCUAAUUUUGAUGCUUUGAAUGUUAAUGCUGAGUUCUCUUUGCUUGCUAGUCAUUUAAAUAAAGUAGUACUACUUGGUAAUGUUUAUCAACACAAGAGGCACAUUAAAAGAAAUGUCCAAUAUACUAUUUCCGUU
Messenger RNA from Cuscuta epithymum, 3019 nucleotides. The record is from the annotation of a GenBank genome assembly. NCBI's taxonomy places the organism in Eukaryota, Viridiplantae, Streptophyta, Magnoliopsida, Solanales, Convolvulaceae.